AUGACCAACGCCUUAAAGCUUAAUGUACUGGCCUUUGUCCUGCUGUUCUAUACUUGGAAGCGUUGCGAUGGAUUGGUGAAGGUGAUACUCGAUUUUGAUCGCUGGGAAUUAACCAACGGGUCGAACAUAUUCAACAUGGAUUCGGUUCGUGUGCGAAAAUUUAACCGGACGUUAUCGGUACUGAACGGUACGGGAUCGUUACUGGUCGAUCUUGACGAUACGUACGAGUAUGGCUUUAAUUUUGCCCGUAGCGCACAAGGAAACAAUCAGUACAAUGCAUACCCGAUGAAAUUAGCUUCCAAGCCUAUGUGCGAGUUCCUCAAAGUGUACUACCGAGAGUACCAGGACCAGUUUCUCAAGUUCACCAAUUUACCGUACGUACCAAAGGAAGGAUUGUGUCCAUUUCCGAAGGGGAACUAUUGGGUGAAGAAUGCGUACAUUGAUUCGUCCGUCAUACCGCUCGUCGUACCGGAAGGAUUUUGGAGGGCCAGCCCCGAACUGCGCAAUGUCGAAACGGGAGAGGUGGUAUCUACUGGAUCGUUUUAUGUGAAAUUAACAAAAGAGUAUGCUUGA
Anopheles maculipalpis is the source of this 573-nucleotide messenger RNA. RefSeq lists its product as uncharacterized. The coding region runs from base 1 to 573 and encodes 190 amino acids. NCBI's taxonomy places the organism in Eukaryota, Metazoa, Arthropoda, Insecta, Diptera, Culicidae. The transcript is spliced from 2 exons. The record is from RefSeq and is a predicted model, not a curated record.